Molecule: messenger RNA, 610 nt
Organism: Aaosphaeria arxii CBS 175.79
Lineage: Eukaryota; Fungi; Ascomycota; Dothideomycetes; Pleosporales
Exons: 1
Coding region: 118-423 (101 amino acids)
Source: RefSeq, a predicted model, not a curated record
AUUUCACUUCACGUGCAAAACGCAAGCGAAAGGCAUUCCAUUACUACAUUCUGUUCAAUCUGGCAUGGUUCUCACGGCUUCCAAUGUCGCCUGGGUCCGGGAUAUUGGGGCUGGGAUAUGUUCUCAAUGUUUUACUCCGACCUCGUCUCAAACCUGUCCGCCUGGAGGAGGCGCUUCUUUUCGUACUAUACCACUUUUUUUAUAUUCACGUAUUCUCCCGGGGUGUACCUUUUUUAUUCUCUCUCGGCCUUUUUUUUGCCCAUGCUGCUGAUAAUUUUCUCGCACUCUUUUAAUAUCACACUGUUAUCACACAAAACAAACAACAACUUUGGUUCCUUGCUCCCCAUCGAUCUUGAUGGAAAUAACCAAAGGAGCUUCUUCACUUUCGGGUUCUCUGACUCUACUCUACUCUCCUCUGACUGACGGAACGGCCUCAACUUAUCAAGCGUUGCUGCAGAUUGGCUGGCCUAGGCGCUUUUUAUAACGGUCUUUUCUGCUGCUUUCUUCUGAAUGUGUUUUGUCUAAUAUUUACACACUCUUUCCUUAUUCACGAGGCCGGAAAAUAUGGAACACUUUUCUCCUUUUUGAUGAUCAUGAUUUUGCGUGUGAG